UCGCAAUUGUAGUUAUUGAAGUAUUCAUAAAUUAGGCAACAAAUCAUCCAAGGGUUUUUAAUGGAAUAAAAAUGAGCGUUUCUGACGUAGAAACGAUUGCAGACUUGGUGCAUAAACUGGUCGUAUCUCUCUGGGGAGAUCAAAAACCAGGUCAGCAGAGGUUAAGCCUUCUGUAACCUCACACAACUUCACAACAAACCAUCUGCCGAACCUUUACAUAUUUAUUCAUACCCUCCUCUCCAAUUAGAUACUGUUUGUAAUCUAGACGAGAAAAAUACACACGAAAAUCACCAACCACACAUGCAUUUUAUCAUUUCCCUUAUUCUCCUGUUUGUUUUUAUCCAUUGCAGAUUCUGAUCUGUUUAUCUGGAUUCAUCUAUCAAAUCUUCAGCUAACGAAAUUCUCUGCAAUCAAGAAUAAAAUUCAUCCAAUAUUCUGUGGAAUAUUUCACAAUUCCAAACAUCAAUUGAAAAAAUACUCCAAAUAUCCCAAAGAUUGAUAAACAAUAAAAUAAUGCAUUUUAGUUUUUUCCUCAUUCUACAUCAAGUUAUGCAACAUCAUCACAAUUGAAAAUCAGUGCAACUUCAUGAAGCUAUUAGACGCUUUGUACGCUUUGCACUGGGCCUACUCUCAUCCUCUCCUGGGGUGGACGCUUUGCGUGAAGAUGAGAUGACUAUUGCCGUACAAAUUAAGACAAAAUUAACAGUCCGCGAUGCCUUACAGUUUGAGAAACUCCACAAUGACCUCAAAGAUGGGCCUCUGAAGAACAGACUGAGUAUUUUAACAUUCCUACUUUACUUGGGAAACUCUAAUGAUCAAUCCAGAGACAGACAUUUUUCAUUUCCGGAUAUGAGGCUUGGUUUGAAUUCUCCAAUGGCUUCUACAAGUCGUCAAACCACGCAAGUUUCAGUUUCCCAGGGUCAAAUUGUGCCAUUGGGUUCCACUGAAAAUAUUCUACGUGGUCCCCCUUUACAUCCAACUAGGAUAUUUAAUGAGGAAUCCGUGCCUGAAGAUAUCCUGGUCCAGGAUCUGAUCUACUCAUUCCAGGGAAUAGAAGGAAAGGUAUUGAAAUUGGACUCCAGUUAUGGUUUCCAAAUAGAUCCAAGGGCAAAUGUAAAUAGGACGCAUAAGCAAGCAGUCUUAAGAUUGGCUGCUCUUGGGUAUUUGCACAAUGUAGUAACUCGAGGAUUGGAGAGGAUGUCUGCAGCUUGUGCAGGGAGAGUUGCAGACAGUUUCGUUGCAGCAUUGCACCAAGAGCUAUCCGAGUAUUACAGAUUCAUAGCAAUAAUGCAAGAGGAAAUAAACAGAGCGCAAAGCCCUCUUGGAAUGGAUGGCGUAACCCUGUCGCAUCUCCAUUUGUGGGCAUAUGAACCGUUGGAGUCUUUAAAAUGGUUAGCAAGCAUAGUACGGGCAUGUACAGGACAAAAAGGUGGAGCUUUAGCAUCUGCAGUGUAUAGCUUUAGCCACCAUGGAGAUCCAGGAGUGAAGCAGUUAGUGAAGAGAAUUUUAGAAAAAGUUUGCGACCCUUUGCAUACAAUGCUAAUACGCUGGAUAGCAGAGGGAGAACUAGAUGAUCCAAGGGAAGAGUUUUUCAUUGAAGCAAGGUCUGAUGUAACUGAAGACAAAAUGUGGCACCAAAAAUAUCAAGUGAGGGAUUCUAUGGUGCCAUCUUUUAUCAGCAAGGCCCAGGCCAGAAAAAUACUUGGUACCGGAAAAAACAUCAAUUUCCUAAGGGAAGUAUGCAAGGAUUCAGCACCCCUGCAGGAGAGACACAGAGAAAAUUUCAGGCACAACAGUGCAGAAGACUCUAAUGUCGAGGCUCUUUUUGAUAUGGAUCCUGAUGGCCCACUUCAAACUAUGAUGGAAACAGCAUUUAAAGAAACCUCGAUAAGGGUUGUGGAAAUUUUAACUAAACAGUAUAAUCUUAUGGAACAUCUUCAAGGAAUAAAGGGCUACCUUUUGCUAGGGCAAGGACAUUUCAUACAGCACUUAAUGCACCUUCUAGAACCCGAGUUAGCAAAGCCAGCAAAUUCUUUGAACACGCACAACUUGUAUCCAAUUCUUGAAACUGCUAUAAGAGCUACAAGUGCAAAGUUCGAUGACGUUGACGUCCAAAGACGAUUGUAUGUGGAAUCUUUAGCACCCUCGGAAAAUGAAACCGGAUGGGACGUAUUUAUAUUAGACUAUAAUGUCGAUGGGCCAAUCGGAACGAUACUCGAGCCUUGUCGAGAGACAUACCAGACUGUGUUCUUUUCCUUGUGGCGAGCCAAACGGAUGGAAUCGAUUCUUUCCGGAAUUUGGAAACGCCAAACUACCUCAGCAAAGAUAUUUAGAAAAAUGCCAGAAGUCCUGCCUAUACAAAACCAUAUUCAUUUGAUUACCAGCAGCAUGGUGCAUCUUGUUCAUCAGAUGCAGUACUACUUCCUAUUUGAGGUCAUAGAAUGCUCCUGGGAUAUAUUUGCCAAGCAACUAGGUCAAGCCAGCUCUCUUGAUGAUAUUAUCACUGCACAUAACAACUUCGUAGAGUCAGUUAAGAGAGGAACAUUGUUAGAUGAAAACUCGCAAGAACUUAUGGAUCAUCUGAGGUCUGUCUACCGACCAAUUCUGGAGCUGCAAAGUUUGGAGGAGACAUUCUUAGCCCGAGCAAUGCAAGAGUAUGAAGAAAGAAUGACGGCAGAAGAUAUAAUUGAGAACAAACUUUACCCCAGCAAAAAGUGGGGUCGGACCACAAGCUCAGAUGCCGAAGGAUCAAAGAGGACGAAUCUAUUCACAAAAUAUCUAGCUACGCUUUCAUUGAAUCUCAAGCUCCUUUCAAGGAAUUAUCAGGACCGGGUUAAGAAGUUUCUACUCAUGCUGGCAUCUGCAGAAGACGUGUCACUUCAAUUACUGAGCGUUCGUUUAGAUUUCAACGAGUAUUACAAGAGUAAGGACAGCCGAUUAGUAGCGCCUCUGACGUACCAGCACCGUAGACAAAGCGAACAAUCAUUUCCUGUUUCCAAGUGACACCAGUCAGUAGAAGAAGUCUUAUCAAGGUUCACCCGAAACAAAGAUCCGAUUGGAGAUGAUCAUCACCGUAAUGUUUUUAAGAAUAAACAACCGUGUAGUUGCGCAUCAAAGAAAUUGCUCUCUACAAAUGAUUUAAAAUAUAACUUAAGCCUCCCCAAUGAUUGCCCGGUUUGUUCUUGUUCUACUUCAUCAUCUCCGGGUGUAAAAUUGAAUUUCAAUGGGAUGGGAAAGUCUCAAUAUAGCUUCGAAGAGUGCUUGAAGUUCCGUAAAAAAACUGAGAGAAUAAAUUU
This is a messenger RNA of Athalia rosae (coleseed sawfly), 3296 nucleotides long. It is a transcript of the gene Grip91, whose product is annotated as gamma-tubulin complex component 3. Bases 670 to 3003 code for a protein of 777 amino acids. Gene Ontology annotation, biological process: spindle assembly; mitotic cell cycle; cytoplasmic microtubule organization. Gene Ontology annotation, cellular component: spindle pole; centrosome; equatorial microtubule organizing center. Lineage: Eukaryota; Metazoa; Arthropoda; Insecta; Hymenoptera; Athaliidae. The transcript has 11 exons. The record is from RefSeq and is a predicted model, not a curated record. Gene Ontology annotation, molecular function: gamma-tubulin binding; microtubule minus-end binding.